Molecule: messenger RNA, 2771 nt
Organism: Acanthopagrus latus (yellowfin seabream)
Lineage: Eukaryota; Metazoa; Chordata; Actinopteri; Spariformes; Sparidae
Product: gap junction delta-3 protein-like
Exons: 1
Coding region: 20-754 (244 amino acids)
Biological process (GO): cell communication
Cellular component (GO): connexin complex
Source: RefSeq, a predicted model, not a curated record
CCGAGACGGUGCUGUGAUCAUGGGGGAAUGGAGCUUCCUCGGCGGGUUCCUCGACAACCUGCAGGCCCACUCGCCGAUGCUCGGUCGUUUCUGGCUCCUGAUCAUGCUUGUCUUCAGGAUCCUGAUCCUGGGAACUGUAGCCAGCGACCUGUUUGAGGACGAGCAGGAGGAGUUUGCCUGCAACACCCUCCAGCCGGGCUGCAAACAGGUGUGCUACGACAUGGCCUUCCCCAUCUCCCAGUACAGGUUCUGGGUGUUCCACAUCGUCCUCAUCGCCACGCCCUCCUUGGUUUUCCUCAUGUACGCCAUGCAUCACCACAACAAGAGGAUCGCCCGGUCCAAGCUCAACCAGACUGGCGGCCAGGACCAGAGAGAAGACCACCGUUUGAUGAGGCUUUACUUCGUCAACGUGGUCUUUCGCAUAUUCGCAGAGGUUGGCUUUCUCGUGGGACAGUGGUGGCUGUACGGCUUCAAGGUGGAGGCCCAGUUCCCCUGCAGCCGCUUCCCUUGCCCCUACACGGUGGACUGCUUCACCUCACGCCCCGCAGAGAAAACAAUCUUCCUCUGCUUCUACUUCGCUGUGGGGCUGAUAGCAGCCAUCUCCAGCUGCGUGGAGGUUCUCUACGGCUCCACGAAGUGGUUCUGCUCAAGCCGGCAGUCCGUCACCACCGAGCACCGAGGAACCAGAAAGCGUGUCCGGCAGCGUGAGGAUGAUCGACGAAGAGCAGCGCGAGCAGGAAGGUCUCCAGCUUGAGCCACAAGUACAGGGCCGGCAGAUCUGUGCCUUGUUUAUAGUUAAAUAAUCUGGUCUUUCCAUACAGUCCAUACGCACUUUAUCUGUUUUUUCGGUUUUUCUCUCCUGCUACAUGCCAUCAAACUGUACAAUAAUAGUUAUAUAAUCUGGUCAUCUAAUACAGUACAUGCACACUUUAUCUGGUUUUCUUAUGUCCACUGGUCCACUGCUGAUUAUUUAUCUGUUUCACUGCACCUUAUAUUUUAUUUUUUGCACUAUAAUAACUACCUCUUUUGAUACAUUAUCUAUACUGUGUAUAUUUGUACAUUGCUUUUUAUACUCUAAUUAAUGUUAUUUCUUCUUUUUAUUUCAGUGUGUUGCUUAUAUCUUUUAUGUAUGUAAAUGCUGCUGCUACGCCAAAAUUUCCCAGCUUGGGAUUGAUAAAGUGUAUCUAUCUAUCUAUCUAUCUAGUUUAUAAAGAAAGGUUAGUAAGGCUAGCGUCAUGACUGGUGAAUAAUCUGCUAAUCUUGAUAGAGCGGUUAUAUGAGGUCUUGUUGAGAACAACUUUUUGGUUGCCAGGUUGUGUUAAACAAAUAAAAAAUCCCUUUGGCUGAUUGAACUGAAGGACUGUGCCACAUUCCGUCUAUUAACAACUGAUUAAGCAUUUAUUAAAUGUUUUUAUAACUGCAUCAUCACCAAGUAGAAACACUGACACAACAGCCCCAAAAUUGUUCUUAUCAAUGACAUUAAUACAUUAAUUCUUAACCAAUAAAAAGAAAUUGUGAGUUAUUAUAACUCGACCAGGGCUGAUUCUGAUUCUGAAUGAUUUUUUGGAUUUUGUAAGUUAUGAUUAUUAGCUUGAAUGCAACUGCGUGAACACAGACUGUAUUUAUUUCACAGGUGCACAAUUAAUGAAUGAACAACUGCUCCUGAACCUUUUGUGAGAUCAACCAUGUUUCAUUUGUUCUAUUCAACAAUAUAAAUGUCACUUUAUGAACUUUUAAGUUUCACAUGGCUGCGUUUUUUUCUUUUACUGACUCUUUUGUGGUGAAUAUUUUUCCUUUGUGUAUUUCUUGAUGGUAAACAGGCCAGUAGCGCACUGCAUAACAUGAUUUUGGUUUCACCCAGUGUGACUGUUCCUUUAUUCUUCUUCUUCCUGCACAUAGAAAAUUCAGUUUUAUUUUUCUGGUUUCAUUGUGGUAUUGCACUGCGGUGCCACUCUGAUCUAAAUCACUGCAGAACAUGAAUAUCAAAGUUCCUCAUCACUCCAUUAUGUGUUUGUGCGUAUUGUUACUUGGAUAUAUGUGCAGUGUGUUUUCACAUUCAUCUGCUGAAGCAACAACAAUCUCUGUGGUCGUCUGGAAUCUUAGUUUAAAGAGGGGCGAUGGGUCACUGUGCCUUUAAGAAGUUGCUUGAUUGAACUUAAAUUAUUAUCUAAGGCAGAGCAUUCCUCUAUGUUUUAAAGGAACAGUUCAUCCAAAAAAAUAUAUUGACUUUUUAAAAACUGACAUAACAACUUUAUGCAGCUAGAUUGUUUUAAUGCAUGUCGUUCUCAAUAUUUAGUCUCCCAGCUGCUGAGGAGACCAACGUAAUGCCUGCAUCAAAAUACAAAAGUACAUGAAAAAAAAAAAAAAAAUCAUGUGAAAUCCAAAUAAAAUGUUACAAAUGUAUUCACUGGUGACUGAAUAUGUCCUCUAAGAAUAUCUGGCAAAGAGUGCAGUUGUUCCAACAGCAGGUGGCAGCAUUGGAGCGGUAAACUGUGAAACAUGGAGCUCUCAUCUUCAGUGAGAUGACUUCAUUUGCAGCCACAUUAAUUCAAUGACAGCAUCCACACGCUGCACGACACUGUGUUAUUUAUCAAUUAAUUCUCCAGUUCAGACUGAAACACUGUAACGUCCCUCUCAGCCGUCCUGCAGUGGAAAACAUCUUAAAGCUCAGUGUGAACCGAAUACUCUCGUCGGUUGUCGUGAACGCCUCCUUGCUGUGUCUGCACCGAGAUGUGAUUAUCAUUCGAAGACUCGAGCAUGCACAGAUUCAC